UUCUCAACACAAAGAUUUGUGAUUGUUGGAGAUACUACUCUUAACAAUGAAGAAGGGUGUUAGUUUCCUGGUAACUGUUGCCCUCGUGGCAUUGGUUUCCUCUCUUGCCUUUGCCUCUGAUCCAAGCCCACUGCAGGACACCUGUGUUGCCAUUGAUGAGCCCAAGGAUGCUGUAUUUGUGAAUGGAAAGUUCUGCAAGGACCCAAACCUGACCGUCGCUGAGGAUUUCUUCUUUUCAGGCCUGGAUAAGCCAGGAAACACAUCAAAUCAAGUACGGUCAAAUGUCACUACUGUAAAUGUUGACAAAAUAAAGGGACUCAACACUCUUGGCAUAUCCAUGGUUCGUAUUGACUAUGAACCAUAUGGCCAAAACCCUCCUCACACUCACCCUCGUGCCACCGAGAUCCUAACUGUCUUGGAGGGAACCCUCUACGUUGGGUUUGUCACAUCCAACACCGAAAACCGCCUCAUUAGCAAAGUACUCAACAAGGGGGAUGUUUUUGUGUUUCCUAUUGGUCUCAUUCACUUCCAAUUCAAUGUUGGGAAGACUAAGGCAGUAGCCAUUGCUGGUCUGAGCAGCCAAAAUCCAGGUGUUAUCACCAUAGCCAAUGCAGUAUUUGGAUCAGAUCCACCCAUCAAUCCUGAUGUUCUCACAAGGGCCUUCCAGUUGGACAAGAAAGUGGUUAGCUACCUUCAGUCAAGGUUCUAGUGGGACAACCACUAGCAAAAUAUAUAGCUCUAGAAGCUAUGAACCAUUGGUUUUCUUAGUUGUUUUUUAAGUAAGCAUUUGUUAUGUUCCCUCAUCGUAACCAUAACGUAGUAAGAGGGUUUAUUUUGUAGCUCUUUGGAUGUGGACUUUGGUCCUAAUAUUAAAAUAAAGCAGUUUGUCUGUUAAACCA
Vitis riparia (riverbank grape) is the source of this 899-nucleotide messenger RNA. Its product is annotated as germin-like protein subfamily 1 member 13. Gene Ontology annotation, cellular component: cell wall. Bases 47 to 709 code for a protein of 220 amino acids. The record is from RefSeq and is a predicted model, not a curated record. Gene Ontology annotation, molecular function: manganese ion binding. The transcript has 2 exons. NCBI's taxonomy places the organism in Eukaryota, Viridiplantae, Streptophyta, Magnoliopsida, Vitales, Vitaceae.